UAGUGUCUGAAAAUUAAAGCCAAUUGGGUCUGUUUUGUUAUAUUAAACUAGGAUCUGUAAGAGCCAUAAGCCUCACAGCCAACCCAGAGAAUUUAUAAGUGUGUUUCACAUCUCUUCAAAUUCUUAAGCUUAAAGGAUCAAAAACAAUUUUCUCUUAUGAUGAGCUUUAAAAAAACGGUCAAAUUAAAAAGCAUGCUUGUUUAAUGAGUUAAAUUUAAAAAAAUGUCCCCUUUCAGAUUGGUCUCAUCUUUUUCCAUUUGAGCGCAUCAGGAGGAGCCCCCCUUUGCACCGGGAAUGGAUCAAACCGAACCCAGUCACAGUACAGCCUGUUGUUCCGCGCACGAUGGAUGAAGCGGACUGAAGAAGCAACAGCUGCAGGGACUCGGAUGGAAAUGACGUUUUAAUUAUUAUCUGGAUUAAUUCCAGGUGAGGAUGUCCGUCUGUACGCGGGAAAUGCGCGUCAUUGUUAUUCAUUUCCUUUUAUGUUUCUGUCGGGCAAUUUAAUCUUAAACGUCAUCUUGAAUUAGUGAGAAAACUGGACAGGAAGAAGAUAAGUUCGGUUUGACUCCAGCUGAGGAUGGCGAGGAAAUAUUUAGUCUAGCAGGAUUUCUUUUCAUUUGAGCGUCCAGUCAGUCAGUGAGACUUCAUGAUGUUCGACCAGCUGACGGAUCAAACGCUGAACAGCAGCUGUCAGGGAUCAGCCUUAGAUUGCAACAAGAGCGCUGAUGAUGGAGACGCACUCCAGCUCCCCACUUUCUCCACGGCGGCCAAAGUCAGAGUUAUCAUCACCUUCACCCUGUGCGCAGUCUCGGCUGUGUGCAACCUGCUGGUGCUGUGGGCUGCCGGCAAAGGAGGCAAACGCAAAUCUCACGUCAGGAUCCUGAUUAUGAACCUGACCGUGGCAGACCUGCUGGUGACUUUCAUCGUGAUGCCGGUGGACGCAGCGUGGAACAUCACGGUGCAGUGGCAGGCGGGGGACGCAGCCUGCAGACUGCUAAUGUUCAUGAAACUGGUGGCCAUGUACUCAUGCGCUUUUGUGACUGUGGUCAUCAGCCUGGACAGACAGUCGGCCAUUCUCAACCCUCUGGGCAUCACCGAGGCCAAAAGGAAGAGCAAAAUCAUGCUGAGUGUGGCCUGGUCCAUGAGCGUGGUCCUGUCACUCCCCCAGAUGUUUAUUUUCCACAAUGUGACCAUCACAGUCCCAGAAAACUUCACCCAGUGCACCACCCAUGGCAGCUUUGUCCAUCGCUGGCAGGAGACCCUCUACAACAUGUUCACCUUCACGUGCCUCUUCCUCCUUCCCUUGGUCAUCAUGAUUUUCUGCUACGCACGAAUCCUUAUUGAGAUAUCCAGCCGCAUGGCUCAGAGUAACAUUCUGUCAAGAGACGUGCAUCUUCGCCGCUCGCACAGUAACAUCCCCAAAGCUCGGAUGAGGACUCUCAAGAUGAGCAUUGUCAUUGUGACCUCGUUCAUCAUCUGCUGGACCCCGUACUAUCUGCUCGGCCUGUGGUACUGGCUGUUUCCUGAGAGGAUGGAGGAGACAGUGUCUCAUUCGCUCACUCAUAUGUUGUUUAUAUUUGGCCUCUUCAACGCGUGUCUUGACCCCAUCACCUACGGUUUGUUUACCAUUCACUUCCACCAAGGGCUGAGGAGACGGCGCCAAGAUUCGAACACUCGGACCGAAUUAGAAAACGACACUUGUCUCAGGCAGAUGUCCUGUCUGUCUUCUCACAGGCAGUUCGUGUCAAGGAGCGGCAGCAAACGUGCAGAGGAGGUUAACGACAACGGCGACUCAAAAAAGGCCUCAACCCCAAACAUUUUGGUGAGUAAGAUCUAAAGGCUGAAAUGACUGCUGCGGGGCCGUAAAGUGGUCGAUUCUGUUUACCAUGUUGUGGAAGAAUCCACAGCUCUUUAUAAAUGUCAGUAUUUUGCAUGUUCAGUAUUAGUGCUACUAACUAAUAUCGUUGUGUUUAUUUCAAUGACAAAAAAGGAUUUCUGCAUCCGUUGUUGACAUUUUUCACAAAAUUGAAUUUUUUUUAAAGUGUGAAAUGUAGUGACUAUAAAAACUGUUAGUAGUGUGUUUGAUGCUCCCAAUCUGAAACACAGACAUUGUUUUGUAAAUGUUUACCUCAUGACCAGUUUUGCAUUACAAUAUAUUUAGUAUUGAGUUAAUUUACAUGCAGAACGAAUGUCAGUGGCAGCAGCGAGCGUGCACCUCUACUACAAUAUUGUAAUAUCCAGAUCUAAUAUGAAGUAAAAUACAUUUUUUAAUUGAUUUAUUUGACCUAUUAUUGCUUGCUCUCAACAGUCUAUGACCCACUUUCACUCAGCGGAUUAAGAUUAGAGUAUUAGCUGAAAAAUUUUCUUGUUGGGAAAAAACUGCUUCAGGAAGAGAAGCUUCCUUCCUUUUUUAAGAGGAGCAUGAACUUAUUAAACACAGACAUCAGCAACUAAAUGUUGGCUUCUCCUUUGUUGCACAAAUUUAUUUACACGUUAAUUUUUGUGCUAAUUUGAAAUAAGUGGGGAAGCUUUGGGUGGGUUUAACCCUAACCCCACUUAGAACACAAACACUAUAGACUGAAUAAGUAUUUUUUAUUGUGCUAUUUUACAAACUCAAAUGUGUUGCACUGCCAUCCCUUCAUGCUUUCCUACAGGUUUCUGGUAAAAGAAAAAGAAAAAAACGAUGCAUUAAUGUGAACGAGGUCUAUAUCUGAAAAUAUUUCUUUACACAACAAAUGAUUUUUGUUCUUGUAGAAUCGUGUUCACAGGCGUUUGUUUAAACAUUUAGCAAAAUGUGUUCUGUGAUUGUUCAUUUUCAUUUAAAAAUGUUGCCCUUUCAAACUUUCAUUAGGAAAUACAAACAGUAAUUGAUUUUUCAUUGAGCUCAAUGAUACCUUGUGAAACAAACUGUGCUUCAGUCAGAGAUGGAUUUCAUGUUUUAUGUAAAGAGGUCAACAAAACAGUUUCUGAAACUGAUUAGUUGAGUGUUUGUAAGUUCAUUCAUAAAAUUGUACCUCCACUUCUCAACCAGCCUGAAUAAUUCGAGGUUGAUGUUUCAUUCCAGUUAAAUGCAAACUGGUACCCAGUUCAUUUGCAUGCACUCGACAAAUGCACAUAUUUCUGCUUACAUACGAUUCUACGUGCACUUGCAAAACCUUACUUAUUACAAAUGUACAGUGGCUUACAUGAUGAAUUUCAGAGUGGGGUGGUAUGUAACAUGCAGCCUUUUCAGAUGUUUGUCUGUAACCUUGUAUGAUAACUAAUGUACUUUAUGAAAAGAGUGACACCAUAUCAGUAAGUAAAUAUUUUCUUCGUGUUCAAAAAAAUCUUUAAAAAGACAAU
Messenger RNA from Nothobranchius furzeri (turquoise killifish), 3342 nucleotides. It is a transcript of the gene gnrhr4, whose product is annotated as gonadotropin releasing hormone receptor 4. The record is from RefSeq and is a predicted model, not a curated record. Gene Ontology annotation, molecular function: G protein-coupled receptor activity; protein-hormone receptor activity; peptide binding. Lineage: Eukaryota; Metazoa; Chordata; Actinopteri; Cyprinodontiformes; Nothobranchiidae. Gene Ontology annotation, cellular component: plasma membrane. Gene Ontology annotation, biological process: G protein-coupled receptor signaling pathway; cellular response to hormone stimulus.